Molecule: messenger RNA, 786 nt
Organism: Sclerotinia trifoliorum
Lineage: Eukaryota; Fungi; Ascomycota; Leotiomycetes; Helotiales; Sclerotiniaceae
Source: the annotation of a GenBank genome assembly
AUGCCACAAGAACGCGAAGAGGAGCGAAAAUAUGUUGAGGGCCGUGAGGUUGAUUUAAGUCUUUUCGCAAGCCAAAACGAGGAUGUUAGACGUUUGAUCUGGCAUGCAAUUAUGGCACCAGAAACUAGAGGACUGACUCGUGAAUUCGAUUAUAGGCUUUACACAAGAUAUCCUAUUACCUCUCAGAUAAACCAAGAAAGUCGUGCGAUGACUCAAACGUAUUACCCAGACAUAUGGGACCGAACAAGUGGUAUGCCAAUCAUAUGGCCACCAAUGCGGUUUAAUGUCCAGAUAGAUUCUCUUUACAUCACAAAUGAAAGGCACAUGAUUGACACGAUCAGAGCGCUCGGUAAAAACUUGUCCCGAAUCCGAUCUAUUGCGGUGCCAUCAAGAAUUAUCCCUAGUACAAAUAUCGUUCCCGCAUAUUCUGCGGUACCACUUCCGAAGUAUCUUCAGCAAUGGCAGAAACAUAACGAAGGGACAUUCCCUUUUCAAACCCUCACACACUGCAUCAUUGAGGAUCUACCUUGUGACAUGCCUAUGUAUAUGCAUAGACUGUCUGAACCUGGAUAUUGCGCAUAUAUUCGACAAGCAGUUGAGGAAUUUUUUCAAGAGCAAAAUCGUCAUAAUCCUGAGUUCAGGAUUCCCAAGGUCAUUGUUGUUCCCCAGAUAACAGGACCUUCUUUAUGUCGGGACUGCAUCGCUGAAAUUAGACGAGAAGGGUUAGGAUUUUUGGCGAGUAAUUAUGACGAGGAGCUAGUUCAUCUUUCUCUUACUUCUCCUUGA